Messenger RNA from Stegostoma tigrinum, 589 nucleotides. RefSeq names its product antioxidant 1 copper chaperone (gene atox1). The record is from RefSeq and is a predicted model, not a curated record. The transcript is spliced from 4 exons. NCBI's taxonomy places the organism in Eukaryota, Metazoa, Chordata, Chondrichthyes, Orectolobiformes, Stegostomatidae. The coding region runs from base 81 to 287 and encodes 68 amino acids. Gene Ontology annotation, biological process: copper ion transport. Gene Ontology annotation, molecular function: copper chaperone activity; metal ion binding. Gene Ontology annotation, cellular component: cytosol.
GUUGCGCAUGCGCCGAGGUGACAGCCGGUUGUGGACGAGGUUGGGAGCAGGAGCAGAGAGGCGGAGACCCCGGAGUCAUCAUGGCGAAACACGAGUUCUUCGUCGACAUGACAUGUGAAGGCUGCUCUAACGCUGUGACCAGAGUGCUGAAUAAAUUAGGAGGUGUGCAGUUUGACAUUGAUCUUCCUAACAAAAAGGUUUUGAUUGAGUCUAACCACAGUGUGGAGGUGCUGACAGAACGCCUGAAAAGGACAGGAAAGGAUGUACAAUAUAUCGGAGAAAAGUAGAACAUGUAUUGGUAGUUGGUAUAAAUGAAAAAGGAAUCACCAACCCAAAGGAUGAAUUCGAAGAGCAAGUUUCGCCGUCAAAUCAUUGGAACCAAAUUACGGAGCAACAUUGGCUGGAUCUUUUGUGAACGUAAUGAAGAGUUUUAGCUCUGAUCAUUAUUAGCCAGGCAUUGAAUAAGGAAAAAGUUGUUUAUGCUGCUACAUUUCUGUAAACUUCAUUUCUAAUUUCCUAAAGGGUGGCUAUAAUUGUUUUCCCUAUAUGCAUUUAUACAAUAAAUAACUCUGCCAUGGUAACUCACAAA